GUACGACAGCCAAUGGAUUUGUACCUACGUAUUCUACCUAUCGCUUCACGCUUUUAGGGAAGCUCUUUAACCAAUCAUUGCGGGCAUGGCGACCAGCCGAUCUGUCUGCGUAGUGUGUAUGAAGUAGAACCCUGAUAUGCAGAUGUUUGCAUUGUGAACACAUUAUUGGAAUGGAGGUAUUAGAUGCAAUUGUUGACGAGGUGGCUCUGGAAGGCCUGGACGGAAUAACUAUUCCUGCUCUUUGGCUGCGGCUGCAGGCUCGUGUCCCUCCUUUUCCUUUGCUUCUGGAUGAGGCUACUAAAGAGUUCAUAUGGCAGUCACUGGCGGUUCAUCCUGAGCUCGAAUUCUAUGAGCUGCCUGUAGAGAGGCAGCCUCUGGUACUUAGCAAUCGGUAUGAAGGUAUUGACUGUGAUCCUGUUGUCUUGAAAGCCAAAGGAGGCCCCUGCUCUGAGGACAUAUACCCAAUACAUAUUAUUUCUGAAAAUAAAGAUGGCAUUCAGGGCUCCUGUCAGUUUUUUGAAGAAAGGAUCUUAGUUACAGACCAGUUGAGAAUGCACACUUUUACAUGUGAACAAGUGUUUGAAAGAUGGGGAGAAAAACUUCUAAUUGUUGGGUCACAAGCCUUGCGUUUAAGAGCUUUAAUCGGUUGGGAAGGGGAUCCAACAGUACUGCUUCCGGAUUGUUCGUACUGCAUACUUGAAAAACUGGGAAGGUCCAGAUGGCAAGGGGAACUUCAGAGAGAUCUUCAAGGAUCAUUCAAGGUUGAUGCUGGGAAAAUCCAUUAUCUGAGACGUGCACUGGAUAGGAAUGGGCUUAUAACAAUGCAGUCCCAUAUAAUUAAAUUAUCCAAUGGAACUCAGCAGCAUUCAUUACUUUUGCUUCUGAAGAGAUUUCAUAUUGAUAGGAGAAAUAAGUACGAUAUGCUGUCGGAGAAAGUGUCAGCCCUAUUGAGUGAAUGCGAGAAUCAGAUAGAAACUCUGAUUAAUCUUAGGGAAGAACUGGGAGUGCAUGAGCGGAUAUUCAAGCGCCUUUACUAUUACAUGGCAAAUGCUGGAAUUGUGAAAAUAAUUUCUUUACCUUUGCAAGAAUUGCAGCCACUUGCAGAGCGAUGUAAGACUAAAAGGGGCACCGAUAUAAUGGUCCGUUGUGUAAAACUUCUAAAGGAAUAUAAAAGAAAAGUUGAUGAUUCUGAUGAUGAUGAGGAGGAAGAUAUAAGAAAUCGUAUUGUCCCUGUGGACAUAAUUUGUGAGAAGGAUAUGUUAACACAAACCUAUGAGCUCAUUGAAAAUAGGGGAACCAAAGGAAUUUCUCAAAGUGAGAUCAGGAUGGCAAUGAAUGUGGGAAAGCUGGAAGCCCGGAUGUUAUGCCGUUUAUUAGAAAGAUACAUGCUCAUUAAGGGAUUCAUGGAAGACGAAGGUCGUCAAAGAACCACAAAAUUUAUUUCCCAUGUAUUUGUUGAAGAAAGUGACUUGCGCAGACAAUUUUUAGAAGAAAAGGCAAAAAGUGAAAAGCUGUCAAUGUUUAGUUUAGCAUCUGUUCAGAAAGUUGGAGAAAACUCGAUGGCAACUGAAGACAAUACAUACUUAGAGGCAGAUAACCUAAAAGAGGAAGACAUAGAGAUUAAAAAGCAAAAGGAGCAUGAGGCAAAUCCGCUUCCGAGUCAGCUUUCGAUUUACCCUAGCAAUACAUCAACACCAAGAGGAAAAUCCAAGAUUCUUGUACAAAGAGCUUUGCCUAAAGAUGGAGAUAAGAGUUCUGUUCUAUCAGAAAAUGAGUGUAGCCUGGACAGCUUCCAGCCUGAAUCCAACCUUUCCACCUUAUCUGCACACUCUGAAGAUGAAGAUGAUGUUUCAGUAAUCGAAGAAGUUCAUGAUAAGAAAGUAGAAAGUAAGAAAGGCAGAAGAGGUUCUAAACAAGGAGUAUUGGAACGAUCGCAUGAAACCUAUCGCCUCUUGAAAAGACGAAACAUUAUUGUUGAAGCUGUUAAAAACCUGCGAUUAGUGGAGAGCUUGUUCACGCUUCAGAAGAUGAUAAUGGAGCAGGAAAAACUGGAAGGUGUAUCUACAAGAUGCUGCAAAAAAUCCAUCUUGAGAUUGGUUCAUAAACUUUCUCAAGAAGGACUUGUAAGGUUGUACCGGACCACAGUUGUGCAGGAUGGAAUCAGUAAAAAAGUGGAGCUUGUUGUUCACCCUUCAAUUAAUCCUACUGAUCCUUUAGUGAAAAGUGCAAUUGAACAAAUACGUUUUCGUAUCUCCAAUUCAUCAGGAAACAGGACACGUUCUCCACAGGGCAUGGGCACAUCAAACAAGGCAGAUGAUCACAGUAAAGAAGGAACAAUGGGCAAAACACAGAAUGCUCCAUCAAAUCAGCAUGACAACUCUAGUAAAGUACAGCAAAAUACUGAUGAGAAGAUGGGAGUAUUACCAUUAAGGAAUUAUCAUCCAGUGAUAGUUCCUGGACUUGGUCGCUCUCUUGGCUUUCUUCCUAAAAUGCUCAGACUAAAAGUAACACACCUUUUUCUCUGGUACAUUGUCCAUGGUCACCAUAUAAGAAAACUUCCACAAGAGCAAACAACCAAUAAAGAUGCUACUUCCAGCGAUGCCAUUGGGGAACAACCUGAUAAUGCUGAAUCGAUUGUUAGUGACAACAUUUCAUGUCAAAAGGAUAGUAAAACAUAUCGAGAAAGCCAGACUUUGAAUUCUGAGGAACCCUUUGUGGACCCUACACCAGAGCAGAUUGUGGAAACUGUAUAUGUUAAUGACUCCUCUUGGAUGAGAUAUGUUCCACCUUCUACUAUACAUAGUGAAUAUGGCCCGGGCUGGGUUCUUGUUAGUGAUGUUCUGCUUUGCUUGCCCCUCUCAAUCUUCAUACAGAUUGUUCAAGUCAGUUACAAGGUGGAUAAUCUUGAAGAUUAUCUAAAUGAUCCAGUGAAAAAACACACAUUGAUCAGAUGUUUGCCAAGAUCUAUCCGACAGCAGCUGCUGUACAAAAGGAGGUAUGUGUUUUCUGUUUUCCAUGGUCUCCAAAAAUUAAACUGCAUGGGAUUGUUGCAGUUCGGUUCAACAGAAAAGUUUCAAGACAAAGACCAGAUAUUUUUGUAUGUGAGAAAGAAAGCAACAAUUGUUGACACAACAGCCUGCGACCCACAUUAUAACCUUGCACAAGGAAGCAAGCCUUUUGAUAAGCGAUAUUAUAGUUUUGAUACUUUGCAAGAAGUGGAGAAAUUUUGGUUUGAUUUACAGUUUGUCUGUCUGAAUACACCUUUAGGUGUUGUCCGUAUUCGUGGAAAGAAAAUGAAUCCUCAGACUCAAGAGGAAAAUGUUCUUGAUCCUGACAAUGAACAGGAAGAGAGAUCAAAUUUGGAGCGGAAAUCUGAAAACCUGGAAAGCAUCCCAGGCAGUAGAGAGGUAGUUGAUGAUGGGUCUAUUCCAGGAGAUGGACUGGGAGCUGGGGGACUUGACUCAAGCUUUUACAGUCACCUGAAGCGAAACUGGAUAUGGUUAAGCUACAUUUUUAACAAAACUAGCAAGAGCAAAGAUAAUGGCUUUACAAUGAGACUCCAGACAUUUCUAAAUAAGCAUACUUUACCCCUGGGUACAAGAGGUAGCCAAACACAUUUUUGGGGAGAUAAGAAUUUGGUAGGAAAAAGUGAACUUGUUGAGGUUGUCAAAGAAGCUGCAGAGAAUCGUAAUGAGCGGGUGUGUGGUGGGAAGGGCCGAAAGAGAAAAAGAUUUAAAAAAGAUAUCGGACCAAAGAGAAAAGCAAAGAAAAAAAAGAGCGACCCAUACAAGAAUCGGCGAUACCAUGAUGAGGCAGAUCAGAGUGCAUUACAAAGGAUGACUCGUCUGCGAGUGGCUUGGACAGCCCAAGAGGAUGGCUUGCUCAUGUUGUGCCGAAUAGCAAGUAACAUUCUGAAUAAAAAGGUGAAAAGACCAUUUGUUCCUUGGCAAGUUGUCCGAGAUAUUAUGCAUGCUAGCUUGGAAGAAUCACUUGAUAAAACAUCUCAUUCUGUUGGUCGAAGAGCUCGUUACACUAUAAAAAAUCCCCAGACAUAUCUUAACUAUAAAGUAUGCUUGGCAGAAGUCUACCAGGAUAAAACACUUAUUGAAGAGUUUAUGGCUGUAAAGAAGAAUUAUGAUGAUCCUAAAGUUUGUGCUGCAGAGUAUAAAGAACUUGUAGAAAGACUCAAGAAGAAAUUUAGUUCUACUCUGGGUUAUCCAACAUAUGAAAUUCCUGAUACUGUUGAUGAACUCUUUGCCAGGUACAGAAUUUUGGCCGUGGGGGAACAAACAGAUAAAGAGGGGGGAACAGAAAUUCUUGACAGUGUGAAUGAUAUCUAUGGUCUGGUAGUGGAGAACCUUAUUUUGAGUACAUUGUCUCUCUCUGACAAGCAGAUAAAAACCUGUCGAUCACUUCAAACUUUUCGAAUUUUCAGAGCAUAUAGAGAUGACAUUUUGGUCAAGGCUUUCCUGGAAUUUCAAAGUAGAAGGCUGGUAAAUCGUCGAAGAGGAAAUCAUAUGCUUGGUCCAAAGAAGCAUCGUGCCUUGCCAUUUGUGCCCAUGUCAUAUCAGUUAUCUCAGUCGUACUACAGGCUCUUUACUUGGCGGUUUCCGAUUGCAACCUGCACAGAGUCCUUUCAGUUCCUUGAACUGCUGAAAGCAACUGGAUAUGAAGAUCAGGUUGAUAGUUUUUCAUUUAGUGACCAAGAUAUAGAAGAAACAGAUAUGGUGUUGUUUCCAUUGGAUGGACCAGGUGGACAGUGCGCAACUGUAUUAUCUCUUCUGUUACUGGGCCUUGUCACAAUCAGUGUUAAAAUUCCAGACCAGAUUGUAGUGGUGGACUCUACCCUUGUGGACAAUGAAGUAAUGAAAGGCCUUGGAAAGGUUGGCAUGGAUGAUGAGGAUUUUGAGGACGAGUAUGUGGAUGAAACGAGUCAGAAGCGAAAAAUAGAAGUGAAGGCUAGACAGGCUUCUCAUACCAACUACCUGCUAAUGAGAGGUUACACUGCACCAGGAAUAGUCAGCACAAGAAAUCUGAACCCAAAUGAUAGUGUGGUUGUGAACUCAUGUCAAGUUUAUUUGAAACUAAAAGAAACACCUCUGAGUACAAGUCUGAGAACCCCAGUUUCUGCCCAAGAUGUCACUGAUGCAGCGAAUUCUCUGCCUUAUAAUUUCACUGGACUUUUAAAUACCAAAAAAACAAGCUUUGAUACAUUUCUUAAUGACUGCGCACAAUGUCAUGGUUACAGCUUGAGAGACUUAUCUUGUAUGUCUGAAAUAUAUUCUGCUAUUGAAGCCUGUUCCUUCCGUGGAAUUAAAAUAACAGAUCUUUUAAAUCGGUUCUAUUGGUGGGAGGAUCUAGACUCUGAAAGAACAAAAUAUUUGCAGCAAUACUUAAAGGAUCUCUUAACUUCUAGCCAGGUCUUAGAAGUAGGAGGAGCCUCAGUUAGACUUGUGGCUAUGAAACACGCAUAUCCUUGGGUUCAGCAUUCUGAUUAUAUAAAAGAACCCAUAACACAAGAGACAGAAAGUCUUAAUCAAGAUCCUGACUGUGUUGAAUCCGCUCCACUUGUGGUUGAGAACACUCCAGAAAGCACUGAAAGUUGUUCUGAGCCCCCAAUGAAGAAAGCACGUUCAGAAGAUAGUAACCAUGUGAGCCAGACAGAUUUAGAUAUAUCUUUGAUGUCUCCAUCUCUGAGCAUCAGGAUGGGGGAGAAUGUUCAAUACCAAAAUCAAGACACAGAAGAAUCUGUUGAGACAUUACAUGAAAGAGAGUCGGAUUGUUGUUUCCUUGGGAGACCUUGGAGAAUUGUUGAUGGCACCUUAAACAAACCAGUGUGUAAGGGUAUGCUUGAAGCGGUCUUAUACCAUAUAAUGACCAAGCCCGGGAUAACAGAGAUAAGCUUACUAAAGCAUUACAGUGGUGUUCUCCAACCUGUUGUUGUCAAGGAAGUGGUACAGGUAUUGGAACAGAUUGGGUGUAUUAAAAAGAGUUACAUUGAAAAAAGUUCGAAAGUUUCCUUAUUUUCACCCACUGCAAUUCCACAGCUGAUGGAGAAGCCUAAAAUAAAAGACGACCCCAUUAUAUUUUAUGAACCUACCAUUGACUGCACUUGGAGACUUGGUGGGAUUUUUCCAUCAGAAGUGAACUGGAACAAAUGGGUUAUGUAAUGUAAUGCACUAUUCUACUUAUUUAUAUACAUUGUGUUUGUGCCAAGGGAACUUGUUGUUUUUAUGUUUUAUAUAAUAAUAUACUUCUGAUAAGCCUUCCAAGGAGGAAAUAGCCCUAUUACCAGCCAUACAAAGUUAAAUAACUCCAUGUUUUAAAAUAAUAUUUUUGCAUCACUUGUGUAAAUUUUCUCUCUACAAGUUUCUUCUAAUUAAAAUUAGUUGCCUGUUACUGAAAUUGUUAGUUGAGCAAAAUAAACUUUACUUACUCUAUAUAAAUAA
Xenopus tropicalis (tropical clawed frog) is the source of this 6449-nucleotide messenger RNA. It is a transcript of the gene gtf3c1, whose product is annotated as general transcription factor IIIC subunit 1. Gene Ontology annotation, molecular function: DNA binding. The coding region runs from base 171 to 6170 and encodes 1999 amino acids. The record is from RefSeq and is a predicted model, not a curated record. Lineage: Eukaryota; Metazoa; Chordata; Amphibia; Anura; Pipidae. The transcript is spliced from 37 exons. Gene Ontology annotation, cellular component: transcription factor TFIIIC complex; nucleus. Gene Ontology annotation, biological process: transcription initiation at RNA polymerase III promoter.